Molecule: messenger RNA, 2623 nt
Organism: Trichobilharzia szidati
Lineage: Eukaryota; Metazoa; Platyhelminthes; Trematoda; Strigeidida; Schistosomatidae
Source: the annotation of a GenBank genome assembly
CAAGUAUAAAAGCAUCCGUUUUAUUUAUCUCUGCGUCUCUGUGUGAAUGAAUAUUAUUUUUAUUAUGGAAUUAGUUUAUUUAUGAGUGUGUGGAUAGUUAAAUAAGUGCAAAUUAUAGUGAAUAAACCAAAUGAAAUAUAUUUAAACAAAGUUCGUAAAAUUCGGCGUAAAAUUUGAUGAGUAUUAAUAAAUCUUGAUGGCGGAAACUACAGAUAGUCAGGAUAUAGACUUGAGUGAUUUAAAGUCAAGAUCAAAAUACGACUUUGUGAAAAGAUUAUUUACUUGUUUCAAAAGAGAUUUUAAGCAGAAGAACAAAGCAGAUCCUGCAGGAGAAAAUCUUGUCAAGAAUAAAGAUAUUGAAAGUGGUAAUAAAAAAGAAGCAGGAAGUGAUUCUGAGGAGAAAAAAUUGACAAUUUUUCAAAAAUUCAAAAAUUUACCGAGUAAUUUGAAAAAUUUAGUGAUUGAUUCAUCUGAAGGCGGAUACUAUUAUUGGAUUGGAAUAGUUACAAUAACAGUACUCUAUAAUGCUAUUGUUUUACCCAUGCGAUCUGCAUUUACACAAUUUCAUGAAUUAAGUCCAGUUACAUGGCUUUCAUUGGAUUAUUGCAUUGAUGUUGUAUACAUGAUUGAUAUAUUUGUUGGUUCACGUACAGGUUAUUUAGAAGAAGGUUUACUAGUACGCGAUAAAGACAAAUUGAAACAGGCUUACUUCAAAAGAAAUGAGUUUAUAAUCGAUAUCAUUGCAAUUUUACCAACAGAUUUAUUCUACUUCAUACCACAGUUAGGUCAUUAUGCUGCAUGGUUACGCUUUAAUCGUCUACUGAAAAUAUACAGAUCAUUUGAAUUUGUUGACAGAACAGAGACACGUACAAAUCGGCCAAAUUUAUUUCGUAUCUCAAUGCUUACUACUUAUAUUCUGGUAUUAAUUCAUUUAAAUGCUUGUAUUUAUUUCGGAUUUAGUCGUGCAACUGGAUUAGGCUCUGAUUCCUUUGUUUACCCACCACGUUCAAGUGAAGAUACAUCAGAUGAAUUCAGAAAUUAUUCAGAACGUUGGGAUCGUUUAUUUUCCCAGUAUGUCUAUAGCUUUUACUGGUCCACUUUAAUAUUGACGACAAUUGGUGAGACACCGAAACCAGUCAGAAAUGCUGAAUACAUUUUCAUUACAAUUGAUUUUCUUGUUGGAGUAUUGAUUUUUGCAACUGUUGUCGGUAAUGUCGGUGCAAUGAUAACAAAUAUGAAUGCAGCAAGAACAGAAUUUCAAAACAGAAUGGAUGGUGUUAAAAGAUAUAUGGAAUUUCGUAAAGUCAACAAAGAACUUGAACUGAGAGUAAUCCGAUGGUUUGAUUAUUUAUGGACAAAUAAACAGUCAUUAGAAGAAGACAGUUUAAAUGCUCUACCAGAUAAACUGAAAGCUGAGAUCGCUAUACAUGUUCAUUUCGAUACACUGCAACGUGUCAGUAUAUUUAAAGACUGUGAUCCUGGACUUCUUGUAGAACUUGUACUUAAACUUCAGCUACAAGUAUUUUCUCCAGGUGAUUACAUUUGUCGCAAAGGUGAUAUUGGAAAAGAAAUGUACAUAGUUAAACGUGGGAAACUUAGUGUUGUAUCUGAAGACGGAAAAACAGUAUUUGUUACAUUAGGUGAAGGUUCUGUUUUUGGUGAAAUAUCCAUAUUGAAUAUUGCUGGAAAUAAAACAGGCAAUCGGAGAUCAGCAAAUGUACGAUCUGUUGGUUACUCAGAUUUAUUCUGUCUAAGUAAAGAUGAUUUGUGGGAUGCAUUAACUGAAUAUCCAGAGACUAAAACAAUAUUAAUGCAACGUGGUCAAGAUAUAUUACGUAAAGAUAAUUUAUUAGACGAAGAAGUACUACGUAAAGCACAAGAACAACAAGAAUCAAUUGAACAAUGUGUUCAACGAAUUGACAGUACAGUCAAUCAACUUACUACUCGUUUAGCAAGAUUGAUUGGUGAAUUCGGAUCAAGUCAAGCUAAGUUGAAACGUCGUUUAAUGAGAUUAGAACAAGAAUAUGAUAAUCUUAAUCCGUCAUAUAUUGCACAGGAUGGUAACACUUCGAGAUAUAGAAAGCAAAGUGACAUAUCAGCUAUUGAUAAUCAAAUACAAGUGACUGUGGAUUCAGAAAAAGCUGGUAAAUCAAGUCAGUCAUUUAGACAAAAACAAGGCAGUAUAUUGAAAAUUGAAAGAAAACAACAGAGACCAUCCACUAGCAGUUCAACAUCACCCUUCGAUAAACGUGAAUCAUUGAGUUCAUUAGGAUCGGACUUGACAAAUGGAACUUUGCCUUCUGAACAAGAUGAGUAGACUGGUAACUCAAAGAAAAGUUAGUUGAACAACUAGUGCAUUUCGUAACUCACAAAACAAGGUGUUUGUUAAUGCAUUUUAUUUGUUUCGUGAAUAACAGAGUACACAUUAUUACCUUCGUUCCUCCUUCCUAUUUCAUAUUUCCACCAUUAGAGAACAGAACAAUCUAACUUUUCAACAAACUAAUAGCUUUUAUUUUCUGACUGAGUAUUUUUUUUUCGUUUUUUUGACUCUUUUAUGUAUCAGUGCUUCUAAGUGUGAUUAUUUGUUUCCUUGAAGUAAUUCCUUAACCUAUAACUUGCUGGA